Molecule: messenger RNA, 1125 nt
Organism: Cornus florida
Lineage: Eukaryota; Viridiplantae; Streptophyta; Magnoliopsida; Cornales; Cornaceae
Product: cytokinin riboside 5'-monophosphate phosphoribohydrolase LOG3
Exons: 7
Coding region: 201-857 (218 amino acids)
Biological process (GO): cytokinin biosynthetic process
Cellular component (GO): nucleus; cytosol
Molecular function (GO): hydrolase activity, hydrolyzing N-glycosyl compounds
Source: RefSeq, a predicted model, not a curated record
AAAGCAAAUGGGACGACUACUAGUCAGUCGAUACAUAUACUAUUCUGUGUCUCAUACAAUAUAUAUAGCCAUGUAGGUUAUAUUUGGCAAGCGUAUAUACGGAGAGAGAGAGAGAGAGAGAGAGAAGCAGAUUCUUCCUUUUUCUAAGCUGUUUCCAAUUUGAAAAAAAAACACAUAAGAGACAAAAUAUAUAGAAAGAAAUGGAGAGAGAGAGUGAAAUAAAGCAAUCAAAAUUCAAGAGGAUUUGUGUGUUCUGUGGGAGUAGCCAAGGCAAAAAGAGUAGCUACCAAGAUGCUGCUAUUGAGCUUGGCAAGGAAUUGGUCUCGAGGAACAUUGAUCUGGUCUACGGAGGUGGUAGCAUAGGCCUAAUGGGAUUGGUUUCACAAGCUGUUCAUGAUGGUGGUCGGCAUGUUAUUGGAGUUAUUCCCAAGAUGCUUAUGCCUCGAGAGUUAACUGGUGAGACUGUAGGGGAAGUGAAAGCAGUUGCAGAUAUGCAUCAAAGAAAAGCAGAGAUGGCUAAGCACUCAGAUGCUUUUAUUGCCUUACCAGGUGGUUAUGGGACUCUUGAAGAGCUACUUGAAGUGAUAACCUGGGCUCAACUUGGCAUACAUGAUAAACCAGUGGGAUUGCUGAAUGUGGAUGGAUACUACAACUCACUGCUGUCAUUUAUUGACAAAGCUGUGGAAGAAGGUUUCAUUAGUCCAAGUGCACGGCAUAUCAUUGUAUCUGCACCAACAGUGAGAGAGUUAGUGAAGAAAUUGGAGGAGUAUGUCCCUCGCCAUGAACGAGUUGCUUCAAAGCUAAGCUGGGAGAUUGAGCAACUUGGCUACCCUCAAAAAUAUAAUAUAUCUCGAUGAAAAAGGAUUUCGCCAUAGAAUUGUAGUAGAUGGCAUUUUGGCAGUGGAAAAGAAGCUAACUUGGAAAAAUCUGAUACUUUCAGUGUGUGGGGAUUUUUUUUGUAAAUUACUUGCUGCAGUUGACUUCAAUAUGUGAAGCUUCACUAUUCCCUUCAAUUGGAAGCUUGGUUUUCUUUUUUAAGUUGUAAGUACUGGAUGCUUAUGGAAAUUCCCUUUUGGUGGUAACUUAUCCAAGUAUUUUGCUUUGUGCUAUGUUUCUGUUUUUUAA